This is a messenger RNA of Fonsecaea pedrosoi CBS 271.37, 453 nucleotides long. RefSeq lists its product as uncharacterized. Lineage: Eukaryota; Fungi; Ascomycota; Eurotiomycetes; Chaetothyriales; Herpotrichiellaceae. Bases 1 to 453 code for a protein of 150 amino acids. The transcript is spliced from 3 exons. The record is from RefSeq and is a predicted model, not a curated record.
AUGGACAAAGGGCUUGAAGCCUUGAAGGACAUCAAAAUCGACUUGUUGUCCCCUGCACAGCUGAUUAAGGAUAUCUCUAACGCCGUCAGCGCUGACGACCCGAGGGAAGAAGCUUUCUAUGGCCGUAACGCCAGGCGAGAGCGUGCCUGGGAAGCGGCAAGGAUUCGCUGGAACGGCUCGGACGGCAUCUCGGACGGCGCCGACCUCGAGCCCCCUGAGAAAGCGUACGGCGUGCUAUUCGAGCCCACCUGGCUGAGGGUGUGCCACCUCCAUCUCUGUCUAAGCCUAGGUUCCGUUCCCACCGUGACCGCCAAGCAUUUACCCGAUCUCACCUCUCGUCGGACCUCCGUUGCUGCCCCUCUUGGGCCGUGCGCGCGCCCUACUCACGCCACCCUCGUGCAGAAUAUCUACACCACCUUCUUGCAAUUCUCGUCGUGCAAUAGGUCGGUCUAG